Molecule: messenger RNA, 189 nt
Organism: Sphaeroforma arctica JP610
Lineage: Eukaryota; Ichthyosporea; Ichthyophonida
Exons: 2
Coding region: 1-189 (62 amino acids)
Source: RefSeq, a predicted model, not a curated record
AUGGCAUUGAAAGCAGCAACCAGUGACCAGGUAAUGGGACUAAAAGCAGCAACCAGAGAUCAGGUAUUGGGAUUGAUAGCAGCUAUCAGAGAUCAGGUAAAGGUAUUAAAAACAGCUAUCAGAGAUCAGGUAAUGGGAUUGAAAGCAGCUACCAGAGAUCAGGUAAUGGGAUUGAAAGCAGCUACCUGA